UAUGUCAACUCCUCAAAUAAAAUCAAAAUUGGUUCAAACAUUUGGAAGAAAGAAGAAUGCUGUAGCAAGUGCAAGUGUUAGAGAAGGAAAGGGUACUUAAUAAUAAUAAAAUAAGGUUUGGUUAGAGUGAAUGGAGCUCCAAUUGAAUUAGUCAAUCCAGCACCAUUGAGAUAAAAGGCUCUCGAACCAUUAUUACUUCUUGGUUAAGUUAGAACAGGUAGAUUAGAUAUCAGAGUCACAGUUAGAGGUGGAGGAAGCACUGCUUAAAUUUAUGCCAUUAGAUAGGUAGAAUUAGCAAUCUUAAAUAUUAUUUAGGCCAUCAGCAAGGGUAUCGUUGCUUACUAUCAAAAAUACAUUGAUGAAACUUAAAAGAGAGAAAUCAAAGAUCUAUUAUUAUAAUAUGAUAGAACACUUUUGGUUGCUGAUCCAAGAAGAUGUGAGCCAAGAAAAUUUGGUGGUAAGGGUGCUAGAGCCAGAAGAUAAAAGAGUUAUAGAUGAAAAUUUUAUAUCAUAGUACAUUAAAAAAUAUAAAAUAUUAAUGGAAUUUUAGUGUUGUUAAUGUUCGAUAGNGACAAUGGGAAACUAAAGAGGCUAAAUGGAAAGCUGAAGAUGUAAUAAAUGUUUUUAUUGUAAGGAUGCAAGAGUGAAAUUAAUGUAUGAAGUGUAUGCUUAAAGAGCAGAUAAUGUGGAAAUAAAGAAGAAAUUAAUAGAAGAUGAGAAAAAUGUUAAAUAAAUGGAUAAAUUGGAACUUCAACGUUAAAUGGAAUUAUAUCAAAAAGAAUUAGAGGAAAAACAAAGAUUAGAAUAAGAAGUAAAUUAUAUAUGAAAUCUGUUUAGAAAAUUAUGUAAACAAAACACAAUUUAAUAAAUUAAAUGGAUGAGAAAAAACAAAGAUAAUAAUUAUUAAGAGAUAAAAAAUAAUAGGAAGAAGAAGCACUUCGAAAAUAAAAAGAAGAAUACGAUAAAAAAAUAGAAUUAGAAAAGGCUAAAGGCCGUGCUUUGCUCGAUGAACUUAGAAAAUAAAGACCAUAUUGA
Molecule: messenger RNA, 1035 nt
Organism: Paramecium pentaurelia
Lineage: Eukaryota; Ciliophora; Oligohymenophorea; Peniculida; Parameciidae
Source: the annotation of a GenBank genome assembly